Messenger RNA from Vigna umbellata (rice bean), 1958 nucleotides. The record is from RefSeq and is a predicted model, not a curated record. NCBI's taxonomy places the organism in Eukaryota, Viridiplantae, Streptophyta, Magnoliopsida, Fabales, Fabaceae.
GCACUGCACUUAAAUUGGACAAUAAUAUAAAGAUAUCUGCGAGUUUUCUUAAGGUUACCUGCUUCAUAUUACAGUCUUGCAUUUACUGAAGAGAUAUUUAUUUUCGGUUUUGCUUUUGUCUGAUAGUAUAUUGAAGAAAAUGACAUUUAUCGAGGGGUUCAAUUUUAGAAGAUCAAAUUAUUAUUGAAAAAAGAACAAUCAUCUUUGAAUAAUUUCUCUAAUAUCAUUGAUUGUAUUUGUUAAAGUCUUUCAAAUUUAUAUGCACGAAUAUCCCGGGGGUAGUGACUGCCAUAAGGCACUUGAAAAUUGCUCAGCGGCUGUCUUAAGGUUGCGUUCCCAGUGUGUUAUCAUGUUCUUCCGCAUCCUGUUUAAAAACAUCAUGGACGGUUGAUAUUUAAGGAUAGCAUGCCAAUUUAUUGGAUUCUUUCCACUGUACUUUUUUUUUUGUUUCUUGCACUUUAAGGAAAAUUCAAUUCCAUAGAAGUAUAAGAUCUUUUUGGAAAUAUAGGUAGUUACUUAUUUUUUUCCGUGGUUUAAUUGUAUGGAAAUAAUGAAUUUGAGACCCACUCAUGCAGUUAAUUACAAAGAUAGAGUAUGAAUUUUGAUUCUUAUUUUUAUCCUCCUUCCUAGUACAUUGGUUUUAGUCCCCAAAUCUUGAGCAUUUCUGGGAUUUUAGCAAGACUUGUUUCAAUCAUUUUGAAUUUUUGUGUAAUUUGAGUAUGUGGCUAAGAUAUGUUGUACUUCUCUAAGACGAGCUUGUCUAUAGAGUUAGCAAGUAAGAAUGUAUCGUUUCUUAAUUUUAAUUUAAAGUGCAUCAUGAUCAUAACCCCCCUCUAAGGAAUAUUAGGCUGGAUGCUCCGUUUACUUUCUCAUAAUAGAGAUUCUACAAACUCGCUUUAGAGGUUUUUUUCCAGUUUAUAUUAGGAAGAUACGUGUAAUGUGUAUGAAUCUUAGUAGAAAAGUUGUCACUCUAUAUCAGUUCCCAGCAUUCAAUAUUUUAUUUUCAGGUAGGAUGCGGCCAUGGAUUACCUGGAAUCUUUGCAUUGCUCGAGGGGGCUGCUGCUGUACAUUUUCAAGACUUCAAUGCUGAGGUCCUACGUUGCCUCACCAUUCCUAAUUUAAAUGCAAAUAUUUCUGGAGAAUCUCAACCAUCACCAUCCAACCCGACAAUUUGUGACAACCGCUUUUUUGCUGGUGACUGGAGUGGAAUUGAUAAACUGCUCCCUCAUGUUAGUACGGAUGAUAAUUAUGGUGGUGGUUAUGACUUUAUUCUGAUGGCUGAGACAGUUUACUCGGUCAGCAGUCUCCAAACUCUUUAUAAUCUUAUUAAAAAGUGCUUGCAACAUCCUGAUGGAGUUGUAUACAUGGCAGCAAAGAAGUAUUAUUUUGGAGUAGGUGGUGGAUCUCGGCGAUUUCUGUCCCUGGUAGAAAAGGAUGGUGUCUUGAGCAGUAGUCUGGUUGCUGAAAUCACAGACGGUUCAUCUAAUGUGCGUGAAGUAUGGAAGCUUGCAUUCAAGUAGUAAUAGUAUUUUCUUCCUUCACCAUUCAAACUGUCCCCGGUUUAUCUGGUCAUGAUUUCCCAUGCAUGGAAAAGGGGCUAGUGGGGAAGUUGUUGUAGAAAUCGUGUGGUCAGGUGAGAAUCUUAUCGUCCCAUGCUAUACCUUUCUGCCUUUACAGGGCUUGGUUUUUCUUGGUCUAUUGUAUUUUCUAUUAGGUGAUGCAAAUAUAUAUAAUGUUUCCAUUUGUAUUUAUUUUGAUUCCUAGAGGGAUAAGGUUUUUGUUUUUGUUGUAUUUACUUUUAUCAGAUGCACAUUGCUGGAGAUAACCCCUUAUCAGAUAUUUAGGAAUCAAAGAAUGAUCAUAACAUGAGGGAAGCAGAAGCAAAUCUGUCUCAUAAUUUUAAAUUGCAAAGCUCCUAUAAUUAUGGUAAAGAACAGAAAGAUUAUAUAUUAAUCCAA